Messenger RNA from Paramecium pentaurelia, 573 nucleotides. The record is from the annotation of a GenBank genome assembly. NCBI's taxonomy places the organism in Eukaryota, Ciliophora, Oligohymenophorea, Peniculida, Parameciidae.
AUGUCUCGAGAUCCAUAAUUGGAAUUAUUGAACAUAGAAUCCACUUUAAGAGAAUUCAUAUAAAUGCCACUUACAAAUAAAUUAUAUCAUUAAAUAGAAACUGAUUUCACUGCUGAACCUUGGGAUGUUCCUAUUACUCCUGCAAAAUCAAGUUAAUAAAAAAAAAGAAUUAUUACAUUUAAAUAACCAAUAACUAGAUUAUUACCAAGACAAUCAAUUACUGAAACACCUACUAAUAUUUCAAGACCAAAAAGUUGUCAUCAUAAAAGUGCAUUUGUAGAAUUAGGAAUACCAACUCCUCAACCAAGUUAUCCUAAAGUUCUAUAAAGAAUUAUUAUUUCUGCUUAACAUAAAUCCUCUCGUAAGAACUCUACAAGUUAAUAUAGAUAAAAAUGUCUAAAGAAUAUUCUACUUGCAUAAAAAUAAAACAGUUAAUAAUGUAAUUACACUCAUACAUCAACUGAUUAUUUUAAUUUCAUAUCUUCAAUCAAUCCAGUUUCUCAAAAAAAUAAAACAACCACAGAACCUUUUUUAAAAAAAUUUAAGCUUAAACUUAAUAAUAUGCUCAAUUGA